Molecule: messenger RNA, 1635 nt
Organism: Pseudocercospora fijiensis CIRAD86
Lineage: Eukaryota; Fungi; Ascomycota; Dothideomycetes; Mycosphaerellales; Mycosphaerellaceae
Exons: 2
Coding region: 1-1635 (544 amino acids)
Molecular function (GO): ATP binding
Source: RefSeq, a predicted model, not a curated record
AUGGGUCAGAUUCUUGGGGUUAUCUCCAAUCCGGCCGAGACGCUUCGCCAACUGAACGAGUCCAGAGAAAUGCUGCGGAAGGCUAAGGAAGAUCUGGAACUCAGCAACGAAGCCAAGAAGAUUCCGCCCAAGCAUACCUUCUCCAGGCUACCAGGGUUCCAUGGCCGAAAGGCUGAGCAGGCACUGCUGCGAAGGGUUCUGUCAAACACUCCCAAGAUGACCGUUGUUUUCGGCGCUACCAGCGUGGGCAAGACGGCUUUGUUGAGGGAAGUGCUCGCGACUGAUGACUUCUUCGUUAUCAAAUUCGAUCUAAGAAUUAGCGGCUUCGCUGAUCUGAGAACCCUGUACCUAUCUUUAUGUGCGCAGUUCGAGAGCUUUUUCCAGGAGAUGAACGAUGAGGAGAUGAACAAGAACAUGCUCACUUUCAAGCACUUGAAGCUGGAGUUUCUGGAGAAGGAGAAGCCUGACAAUGGAGUUCCUGGGUAUCAGAUUACUGUUGCCGACUUAGCAAGCUUGAUGGAAUCUUUGCAAAGUUGUCUUCUCAAGUAUUGGGACUACAAUGCUGAGACUGAGCAGACCGAGACCGGAGAAGCUAAGCAAGAUGAUGGAGAGGCAGGUCAGACCGGAGCCGAGAUUAAAGCUCGCCAGGUCGAUGCAACGCAAUCUACAGACAAGAGCUCAGGAGAGACAAAGAUCACUAAUGCAGACGGACGACAUCAAGAGGCAGAGCAGAGGCCAUUCAAAAAGCGUCCAAUCGUGUUUCUCAUGGACGAGGCGCACAAGUUGCCGGCUUUGGUCGACGAUCAGCUCAGCUUGAAAGUCUUUCUCGACACGCUGCUUGUCAUCACGAAGCAAGACCGCUUGUGCCAUGUAGUUCUGUCGACGAGCGACUCCUUCUUCCACCACUUUCUGCGAAGCAUGAAUGUGGGUCACCAUGCGCAGAUCAUGACAAUUGGCGAUGUGCCCAGGGAAGAGGCGCAGACAUUUUAUCAUGAGCACAUCCUACCGUCUCUGCCAGAUGGGAUGCAAAGCAAGCUGACUUUUGACGAGCUUUAUGAUGCCUUUGGCGGCAAGCUAGCUCACCUCAAUGACUACGUGAGCAGCUGGAGCAACAAUCGAGGCGACAUGACUGUCUAUGAGUCUGCGAUCUUCGUACAGGCCUAUACUCUGCUACAAUUCCACCUAACUCGCGCUAAUUUCGAAACGUACUCACCUUUGUCCACAGCGACCUCCGGGAAGGACUCAGAUAAGGAUGAUGCCAAGUUCUCUCCCACAGACCUCGUUUACGUUAUGAAGAAGAUGACAAGCACGCCAUAUUCCAUACCAUACUUUCAACUCUGUCGCGAAGUUGGCACUGAUGCAGUCGACUCUAUGAUCAAGACCAGGAUUCUGGAGCUGAGGUGGACUAAGAGUGUCACCCCUGAGGAUACCGCUGCUGAGCGAUUGUGGAGCGAAGACGGGAUCCAGAGACCGGUAGUUCUUCCUAUGACCCGGAUUAUAAGGAGAGCUAUGGAGAUUGUGCUGAAGGAGCUAGACGAGCAUGAAAUCGAGAGGAAUGCUGAGAAGGCCGAGAGGAAGGCCGAGAAGGAGAGACGAAAAGCCGAAGAAAAAGAUAGGAAACGGGACAAGGACUAG